This is a messenger RNA of Thrips palmi, 1680 nucleotides long. RefSeq lists its product as uncharacterized. Bases 1 to 1680 code for a protein of 559 amino acids. The record is from RefSeq and is a predicted model, not a curated record. The transcript is spliced from 6 exons. NCBI's taxonomy places the organism in Eukaryota, Metazoa, Arthropoda, Insecta, Thysanoptera, Thripidae.
AUGAGGCGUAAUAAGGAAUUGCAGAAACCUGAAGCUGAAUCAGAGGCAACUUCAAGUAAACAGAAAAACAUCAAGAAGAAAAAGAAGUCAAAUGAUGUUGAAGUUGUGUCUUACACUGAAACUUAUCCUCAGAUUACAGAGCCGCUUCGUUGGACUUUGGCAUCAGCCUCUCUGAAGAAAACUGCUGCCAGUAAACUAAACCAGGGAUCGUCAAAGAAACGGAAAACUAUUUAUAGUUCAGACAGUGAAGAUGAAGAUGCCGCUUUGGAAAGUGCACGACCACAAGCAACAUCUGAAACAACUGGAUCAGUUUCGCCUCCUAGCUCAACCUGUCGAACCAGUGACAAACCCUCCACUUCUCACUCUUCAAACGGAUCAAUGGAUAGAUUUGUUGUAUCUACUUCUGAACGGUUAAAGGUGAAGUUUGAUAAAGCUUUAGCCAGAGCACCACCUAGUCGGCAUCAGAUUGGUACUCCUCUCCUCAACCAGGAGUAUGAUGGUGUAAUGGUAUCUGCAAAAAAGAAAAUAAAAGCAGCUCCUUGUAUAGCUAUAAUCUCUGAUGGUUGGACUAAUAACAGAAAUGAGAGUUUGAUAAAUUUCCUAUUGACUACACCUUUGCCAGUCUUUUUUAAAAGUAUAACUCCUGGUAAAGAUAAAGAAACGGCAUCUUACAUUGGUAAAGAAAUCAUAAAUGUUAUUGAUGAGGUAGUUAGUGAUGGAACAGAUGUGAAAUUAAUUUUUAUUGUAAUAACUGAUAAUGCUGCCAACAUGAGAGCUGCAUGGGACAUAGUGAGAGAAAAAUAUCCCCACAUUGUCUGUAUUGGUUGCCCUGCUCAUAUGUUAAAUCUUUUACUAGGUGAUAUCAUGAAAGUUGACUCUCUAAAAGAACUGCGUUGUAAUGUGAAAAAAGUUAUCAAACAGUUCAAGAAUCACCAUGUUCUAGGGGCAUUUUUUAAAGCCGAGCAAAAAUCCACUGUAAUAGAAGAGGAACUUGCCAUUGACAGUACAGUGAGAGAGUUAGUUCUUGACAAUGCAGGGUUUUGGGUCUCUGUAACUGACUGUUACAAUUUGUUAGUUCCUAUUGCAAAAGCAAUAUCUCAUGUUGAAAGUGAUACUGCUCUUCUGUCUGAUUUGCCAUUUCUAACAAAAAAAGUUAGUCAUGAUAUUGAAGAAGUAUUAGCAACCUUCUCAUUGCUAACAGGUGAAGAGAAAACAGUAGUUAACUCAGCUGUGGUAGACAGAAUGUAUAAAUGCUGUUUUAAUGUACAUUUUGCUGCUAAUUUGUUGCAUCCAAUGAGAAUGGGGAAAGAUUUGGACCAAACGGAGAAGCAAGACGCUAUCCGCUUCAUUAGUGAACAGUGUAUACAUCUUGAACUCAACAAGGGAGAAGUGCUUGGCAAUCUGGCUGCAUUUAGGACCAAAACUGGUUCUUUUGGUGAUGAAAAUAUUUGGGAAGCUGCUGCCCACACCACCCCUGCUACAUGCUCUGUUCAUACAAAGACCAAAAAUAGGAUUUUGAAAGAAAGGGCCCAGAAGCAAGUUGCCAUUAAAAGCAACAUGCGCUUCAGCUCAAAUGGAAUUCAUGAACCUCCAAAGAAAAAAGCCAAAAAUCCAUUUGGAACUUAUGAUGUGAACUCUAACAUAGAAAAUGUUGAUGAUGUUGUAGAUAGAGUGGGAUGA